This is a messenger RNA of Fonticula alba, 366 nucleotides long. RefSeq lists its product as hypothetical. The record is from RefSeq and is a predicted model, not a curated record. The transcript has a single exon. Bases 1 to 366 code for a protein of 121 amino acids. NCBI's taxonomy places the organism in Eukaryota, Rotosphaerida, Fonticulaceae.
AUGGAUCGGAUCCCCCCGCUUGCCAUCAAGUAUCCCCGGACACGCUGCUCAGCCGACGCCUUUCUGCGCUUGACUCACGGGGUGCCGGCAAACCAGCUGCUGAGCAUGCUGGGUUCCUUGCAAGUGGAGCGUCUCCCUCAGGUGGUGAUCACCCAAGCGGCGACGGCGGCAGUGGCGGCAGCGACGACAGUGGCAGCGGCGCCGCUGCCCUCCUCGCCGUCCGCGAUCCCGACCGCACCCGGCUGCCCACCGAUCGAGCCCCGCGUUGCGACCGCGCCCCCAGGGCCGCCCCUGCCUGGGAUAUGGCUUCAUGAGGAGGAGUUUGAGAUGUUCUCGAUCUUUGGUGCCGCCGACCACCACCCCUAG